AUGGAAAACAUCAUAUACGAAGACUCGCCUCUAGCGGCGUACCUCGAGGGAGAGGGCACCGGUGAGCCUGGCUGGGUGGCGUCCAUGGACGACGACGGCAAGAGCAGCAAGAGCGACAAGAGCGACAAGAGCCAGGAAACCUCGUUUGCCCCCCGCGGCCCCUCCAGCCUCCAGUCCAAGCUGCGGAAGAAGCUGCCGCGCCCGCUGAAGCUGCCUCAGCGCGGCUCCGUCCAUCGCCUCCAGAAUGCCUACGCUCGCGCCGUCAAUUCUCGGCUGGGCAGCGCCGACAACACCCGGUUCCUCGAGCACUUCCGCUUCACCAUCAUAUCCUCGCAGCUCCUCAGCGAGCACUCGGGCCAAACAUCCUUCAAGGUGCCGUCCGGACCCGCCGACGGCUCUGCCCAGACGGUCGAGUAUAAGGGCGGCUCCAUCAAUGUGACGGGGGCCGCAGCUACCGGCGUGGGGGCCUUUUUCGUCGUGUCGUUGCUUCACUGGGCCCGCGAGUCCAAGCAGGGCGGUUUCAACAAGGGGAGACUCCUGGUCGUGGUCAUGGCCACUGCCGUUGGUCUGACGGUUGCAUACGCGCAUGCAAGGCGCCAGUGGCUGCAGAAUCUCAGGCAUCGCGCCGUCUCCGCUGCCUCGGUGCUGGUGUCCAAUCUGCAAGCGUUCGACACCUGCGCUUCUUCAGCCGUCAUGCUAGUCCAGGAAGUGGAGCUAGUGUCCCGCGGCUAUCGACUGAGCACUCCCAUGCCACCAAUCACGAGGCUCGAUGACAAAAACCAGAUCAAGCGGUGUGUGCGUUUGAGACGCAGUCUGCGCAGCACAUUCGCCGCCACUCUCCCCGCCUUCGCUGACGAGUGCGCCACCCUGCGCCUUCUAGUGGAGUCAGAUGAUCUUGAAAGAUACCUCGAUGUAUACGAUAUCACUUCGCAGGACAUGCAAGAGGCGGCACUGGGGUAUUCCGAGGAUGAGUUUGAAGACGGGGAAAGCCUCAAAGCCCUGCGCAUCUGGCAAUACCGUUUGGUCACUCUGCGCAGGGUUUUCUUGUGCUCUCUUCUUGCUCUCGAAGCGGACGGUGACAGCGAAGACUUUGCGCGCUGGCGCCCGGCCAUCAAUGCCAUGGAACGUCUUACCGAGUUGUGCGGCAAGUGGUGUGAGAAAUUGACGCGAAUUCUCGGAGAAGAAGAACAAUUUGCGCCGCCUUCGCCGCAGCCCAAAGUGCCGUCUACGCCAGGCAAGGAGAAGAUCCGGGCUUCGGUUCGGCAAAUGAGCGCUCUGUCGCAGGGUAUCCGUGGGUUGCAGGCAAAAAUGCAGAUCCUCCGCGAAGAGUCGAGCAAGAGUUUGGAAGAAUCCGUCGAGGUAACAGAGCUCGGGUCGACGUUGAUGUCGCAGUACGACUCGAUCGGGGCGGAUCUGAAAAACCUUGUGCAAGCGUGGGAGGCAGGUAAGACGUCCUUGGCCCUGAACAUCGACAGGCAAGAGCGGCGCAUCUCGCAAGCGUCCAGCGGCGGACUGCGCUCGCCGGUGCCCAGCCUGGGCGGGCUCACGGCUGUGGACGAGCUGGGCAGUCCCAGCGACGCUCUGCGGGCUCUCAACGGCGAUUUGCCGCUCUCGAGCAACCGCAACUCGGGAUCGUCUGCCACGUCGAACAGCGGAUCGGACGAGGAGAUAUUCGAGGCCAUCGCCAUGCCUCGCACUCGCAUGUCGAUGACGCGGGAAGAACGCAUGGCCAAGAUCCAGGAAGAUCGGAUCCGACAGGUGUCUCUGCGGGAACAGCGCGACGCGAACACCAGCAUGCUGCGGGAGCUGGAGUCGGUCAUCAGCCUGAGACCUGGACAAAAGAAGCCGCGUCCGGCGACGUACGGCGGAAGGGUAUCGUCCUAUUGA
Messenger RNA from Diplodia corticola, 1887 nucleotides. RefSeq names its product proliferating cell nuclear antigen. Gene Ontology annotation, cellular component: plasma membrane. The transcript is spliced from 5 exons. Gene Ontology annotation, biological process: cell-cell adhesion. NCBI's taxonomy places the organism in Eukaryota, Fungi, Ascomycota, Dothideomycetes, Botryosphaeriales, Botryosphaeriaceae. The record is from RefSeq and is a predicted model, not a curated record. Gene Ontology annotation, molecular function: myosin binding. The coding region runs from base 1 to 1887 and encodes 628 amino acids.